This is a messenger RNA of Dracunculus medinensis (Guinea worm), 993 nucleotides long. The record is from the annotation of a GenBank genome assembly. Lineage: Eukaryota; Metazoa; Nematoda; Chromadorea; Rhabditida; Dracunculidae.
AUGUGCUUAAAUUUUUUUCAGAUCGGAUCAUGGUCGUAUCCACUCGAAUUAGUAAGGCUAUUUGUUGACCAGAAAGAGGUAUUUUUAGGUGAUUUUUACGAUAAUCAAGAAUGGCUACUCGAGAACGCUACUCUUUAUAAUGGCACUAUGGAUUAUUUAAACAAUCAAUCAUUUUCAACAAUAUUUAUGGAAUUGAUACUCCGAAGACAAUCAUUUUACUAUGUUUUUAAUUAUGUUUUUCCGACAACCUUGGUGAGUUUGGUUGCAGUCGUUGGCUUUCAUGCACCAAUAAAUGCAACUGGUCGACGUGAAAGUAAAUUUCGGUUGGGAAUAAUGACAUUAUUAAGCAUGUCGGUGAUGCUUUUAAUGUUAGUAAAUGAAAUGAAAUUCGCACUGGCGUCAAUACCUGGACAACGAGGAUCAUUUUCUGAUGUUCCCUUAUUAGGAGUUUUCCAUAUGAUACAAAUGUUGAUAAUCAGUGUUGCAACUUGUACGAGUACUGCAUUUGUUCUUCUCGAAAAGUAUGCACUGCGAAAUCAGUAUUUCCAUGCCAUACCUUGGUGGUUGAGAUUUCUCACAGGCAAAAAACUGUUUUGUUGCUAUGUUCCCACCAAAUUUCGAUUGGCACGGAACGAAAAAAUCGAACGGAACCACAACAUAUCAACACGUUUCAUAAGCUCAACAUCAGCUGAUAGUGCCACUUUUGGAAAUAUUAUUCCUGCUGAAGCAAAUUUUAUCGAAUGUCACCGAGAUGCGGCAGCAACUGAAGCGACAAUCGAUUGUCCACCACCACUAACGAAUCAGAGAAUCGAACUCCUCGUCAGCCUUAUGCGUGAAUUCAUUCAAAUGAAAAAAGAAAUGCAGAAAAGGCAUAAUUAUCCGAAUUUCUGGGAACGUGUUUUAUCUAGGCUAGAAACUAUUUCUUUGAUCACUUUUCUAUUUUUCAUAUUCUUGAAUGUUACGAUGUUCAUGUAUGCAGAAUUGUGGUACUAA